Messenger RNA from Heterostelium album PN500, 1236 nucleotides. RefSeq names its product 26S proteasome regulatory subunit 6B (gene psmC4). Gene Ontology annotation, molecular function: ATP binding; proteasome-activating activity; ATP hydrolysis activity. Gene Ontology annotation, cellular component: proteasome regulatory particle, base subcomplex. Gene Ontology annotation, biological process: proteasome-mediated ubiquitin-dependent protein catabolic process. The record is from RefSeq and is a predicted model, not a curated record. NCBI's taxonomy places the organism in Eukaryota, Evosea, Eumycetozoa, Acytosteliales, Acytosteliaceae. The coding region runs from base 1 to 1236 and encodes 411 amino acids. The transcript has 5 exons.
AUGAAAAAAAUUGAUAAGAUGGAGGAAUUAGGCUUAUUACCAUCAAAGCCCCUUACAGUAUCAAAACAUGAACACCAUCAUUCAGAACAAGAUCUCUAUAUCAAGAUGAAGAAUCUAGAGAGUAAAUUGGACUUUUUCAACAUUCAAGAGGAAUACAUCAAAUAUGAGUAUAAAAACUUAAAGAGAGAGCUUUUACAUGCACAAGAGGAAGUUAAGCGUAUUCGUUCCGUUCCAUUGUUGAUUGGUCAAUUAUUAGAAAUGGUAGAUACCAACAAUGGUAUUGUUCAAUCAACAUCAGGAUCAACAUUAUGUGUUCGUAUUUUAAGUACAAUCGAUAGAGAGUUAUUGAAACCAUCGGCAUCGGUUGCUCUCCAACGUCAUUCAAAUGCAUUGGUCGAUACACUCCCACCAGAAUCGGAUUCGAGCAUCCAUUUGUUGGGCGCCGACGAGAAACCAUCCGAGAGUUACUCUGACAUUGGUGGUAGCGACAUUCAGAAGCAAGAAAUGCGUGAAGCCGUCGAGUUGCCACUCACUCACCACAAUCUUUAUAAGCAGAUCGGUAUCGAUCCACCAAGAGGUGUGCUGCUGUACGGUCCACCGGGCACCGGAAAGACCAUGUUGGCCAAGGCCGUUGCACACCACACCAGUGCAUCGUUCAUCCGUGUCGUCGGCUCGGAGUUUGUACAGAAAUAUUUAGGUGAGGGACCGCGUUUGGUGCGUGACGUCUUCAGACUGGCCCGUGAGAAUGCACCGGCCAUCAUUUUCAUCGACGAAAUCGACGCUAUCGCCACCAAGCGUUUCGACGCGCAGACCGGUGCUGAUCGUGAAGUUCAAAGAAUUCUCAUGGAGCUGCUCAAUCAGAUGGACGGUUUCGAUGUAUCUGUAAAUGUAAAAGUAAUUAUGGCAACCAACAGACAGGACACACUUGAUCCAGCACUUUUGCGUCCAGGUCGUCUCGAUCGUAAGAUUGAAUUCCCACUACCAGAUCGUCGUCAAAAGAGACUUAUUUUCCAAGUUAUCACAUCAAAGAUGAAUUUAUCAGAUGAAGUUGAUUUAGAAGAUUUUGUAUCAAGACCAGAUAAGCUAAGUGGUGCUGAAAUUCAAUCGAUUUGUCAAGAAGCCGGUAUGCACGCAAUCAGAAAGAACCGUUAUGUUAUUCUAUCGAAAGACUUUGAAAAAGGUUAUAAGUCAGCAAUCAAAAAGAACACUCACGAAUUUGGAUUCUAUCAAAUUUAA